AUGAAAGUUCUUCUUACCGGAGGCAGCGGCUUCAUUGGGAAGCACUGUCUAUCAGCCCUACUCCAACAUGGCCAUACAGUCGUGACCACUGUACGCAGCGAUAUGAAGGGGAGAGAAUGCCUGGAAAGCUUUCCCGAGUUUGCCAAUAACCUCUCGUACGCUAUAGUUGAGGACAUGGCGCGUUCGGGAGCCUUCGACAAGGCUGUUCAGUCGGAACCUCCAUUUGAAGCUGUAGUACACACGGCUAGCCCCUUUCAUUAUCAUGCAGCAGACCGAAAGCGGGACAUGAUUGAUCCCGCCAUCAUGGGAACCACGGAAAUUCUUCGAUCUGUCAAGCGAUGGGCUCCCUCCGUCAAACGAGUCGUCAUUACCUCCUCCUUUGCUGCCGUCGUGAACCUUCAGGAAGCGAUACCUAGAUACACCGCGGACUAUUGGAACCCUAUCACAAUGGAGCAGGCCUUGACGAAUGGUCAGCUAGCAUACGUGGGGAGCAAGAAAUUUGCCGAGAAAGCUGCGUGGGACUUUAUCGAAACUGAAAAGCCGGGGUUCACUCUUUCCACCAUCAAUCCCGUUAUGGUGUUUGGACCCGCCACAUUUCGUUUGGACUCCCUUGAAAACGUCAACACCUCCAACGCCGUAUUUAGCGAUAUGAUACUGGGCAAGAUGAAAUCUGGCAUUCCCCCUCGUUCGUUCCAGUGGGUAGACGUCAGGGAUGUUGCGCUCGCUCACGUUCGCGCAAUAGAAGUCCCAGAAGCAGCUGGCCAACGGUUUCUUGCUGCCGCCGGACCAUAUAGCAAUUACGAAAUCGCCAAAGUGAUCAAGGAAAAUUUCCCUGAGCUGGCAGACAGACUUCCCGAGCAGAUUCCUGUUCCUGAUGGGACCCGGAGCUUCGUGAUUGACAACACGCCUAUGAAGCAGGUUCUAGGAAUACCUUUCAGGUCCUUCAAGGACUGUGUGGUGGAUACUGUAAAGUCUUUAUUAGAAGUAAAGGCCUAA
This is a messenger RNA of Aspergillus lentulus, 996 nucleotides long. Lineage: Eukaryota; Fungi; Ascomycota; Eurotiomycetes; Eurotiales; Aspergillaceae. The record is from RefSeq and is a predicted model, not a curated record.